This is a messenger RNA of Durusdinium trenchii, 2508 nucleotides long. The record is from the annotation of a GenBank genome assembly. Lineage: Eukaryota; Dinophyceae; Suessiales; Symbiodiniaceae.
AGAGCUUUGGGGCGGCUCAAAACGCGCUGUGGGAGCGAAGAUGAUGUGGUCGAAGCAAAAAUCGCCGCGCUUCGCUGCAGACAAGCCGGGAAAUCCGAUCGGCCCUGGCUAUUACGAUCUUCCAAGCCUCCUGGACGAGCACUCCGUCACCAUUGCUGCUUCCAGCGAGCGGUUUCAGGAGCAGAUGGCAGGGGACACGCCUGGACCUGGGAGUUAUGUGGCGCAGGCCCCAUCGCGGAAGUGCAAGGCAUGCAAGGACUGCAAGGAGAAUCGGCCUCCAUCCCGAGAGAAGGGCUCCAAACUCGGGCCCAAAGAGGUCAAUCAGGAAGAGUUGCAGCAAAGGCUGAGAGAGGAGGAACGUGGGCGCGCGCAGGCGGAGCAACGGGUGGCACAGCUGACUGCAUCCGCGCAGUCCGUAGCCGCAGAGUUUGCGGAGCUGCGUGGGCGACACUUCACCCUCAGUGAAGCACAGGAGGCCAGCCAGGCCACCAUCAAGGAUCUUCGGCAGUCCCUCGCCAACGCCGAAGAGAAGGUUCCCGAGCUCAAGCGGCAACUGGCUGAGGUGGAGGCGAACCAUCGCGCCUUGAAGAUCCAGCACGAGUGCGACGCCGCGAAGCUCGAAGAGGCGCAGGAGGCGUGGAAAGCCACAGCAGCUGAACAUCAGAGCGAAGUGGAUGUGCUCCGAGCAGAAGCUUCCCAGGUUCCUGAAUUGAAGAGGAAGCUGCAACAACUCCAGGAGGAACAUCAGCGCGAAGCUGAAAUCCUCCGAGCAGAGGUUCCAGAGCUCAAGAAGAAGAUUGAACAAAUCCAGGAGGAACACGAGCGCGAAGCCGAAGUCCUCCGGGCAGAGGCUUCCCAGGUUCCCGAGUUGAAGAAUCAGUUGGAACGAAUCCAGGAGGAACACCAGCGCGAAGCUGAAGUGCUUGGAACCGAGGCCUCCCAGGUACCAGAGCUCCAGAAGAAGAUCAUUGAGAUCCAGGCUGCAAGCUCUGCAGCGUCAGAAGAGCAUGAGCGGCAAGUUGAAGCUCUUCAAAAAGAAGCGUCUCAGGUUCCAGCUUUGAAGAAGGAAUUGGACGAGAUCAAGGCUGCUUGCAGUGUGGCCAUGGCUUCAGUGGAGGAGCGCGCACAGGAGGUGAAAGAGCUGGGAGAAAAGCUUGCUGCCGCUGAGGCGCAGGGUGUGCAGCAUUUGGAAGACUUGGCGGCUGCAAGGGCUGGCGGGGCCGAGGUGAAGCAACUGCAGGAAGAGUUGACAGCAGCCCGUGCUGAAGUUGCAGACUUGGUGACAGAGAAGGAGCAGAUGAAGAUCGACCUGGAGAAGCUGAGGUUCGCAGAGAUCAAUGCCAAUAUGUCCAAGAAUGCCAAGGAGCGGGCGGAAGCACAGCUCCGGGAGACGAAGCAAGACGUGGACCACUGGCGUUCCAAGGCUCAGAGCAUGAUCAGAGAGGAUGAGAAGAUCAAGCGCCAAGAGGAGGAUGUUGAUCGACUUGAGCGGGAAGUCAAGGAGCUGCAUGAGCAGAAUACUCAGCUCUUGACCACUUUCCAGCAGUUCAAGAGCGAAUGGGAGGUGAUGCGCGCCGAAAAUCAGAGUCUUCAGGAGACCUUGGCCAUGUCGGAGAUGAGCCUGGACCGUGCCAGUGAAGAGAAAGCGCAGAUCAUGGGUCAUGUGAACCCCAAGCAGAAGAUUCGGCACAUGGUGAAUUUGAAGGAGGAGAAUAAGGAGCUUCGGGAGCAGUUAAAGAAGGCCAAGAACCGAAUCACUCAGCUCGGAGUCUCUCGGAAGGGCGAAGGCUUGCUCGAAGCCCUGGCCUGCUUCUCCCAUGGUCGUGGCCUAGGUACUGACCAGCUGUCCAUCGCGAGCGCGUGCCCUGACACACCGGCACCAUGCUCUGUCCGAGGAGAGGCACGAACACCAAAGCGGCCCACCACGCCCACACGAAAGCCAUCGGCCUCGCGAGGCGGAGGCACACGCAGCAGCCAGCAGGAGGAAGAGUACCAGGCAUGGCUGGCCGAGGAAGAGCGACGUCGGCAGAUGCAGGAUCGUGCCGUGGAGCGCGUGCAGACCGACUUCCAACACUUCAUAGCGCUGAUCGAGAGGGCGGUCCUCUCGGGCGAGGCAGAGUCCCCGAACCCCGCAGCCCUGCUGGAGCGCCUCCGCUCGGUCGUCUGCCCCGGGGACGUGGCAGCGGACGGGUCCGCGGCGGGGCCCUGAGGCAGGCGCCGGAAGGCGCCUUCAUGCGCCAAAGUCUCUGAGAGCUUACAAGAAGCACCAAAUUCAUUUGCCAAUUUGCGCGCAAACCACCUUUCUGUGCGCAGCGCAAGGUUCUGCGCCACCCACCGCAUGGGUGGAGCGAACCUUUCUGUGAUCGGGAGAAAAGACAAGACAAAGCGAUCCGCCCCGAUGUCCUGAGGCGGGGACCAAGAUGGAUAUGAAGCAGGGGAUAGGAAGACAUCCUGGAGAGAAAAGUCCAAGAGGAGUCAUCCAAGUGGAACUGCCAGCACCUUUUUCCC